Messenger RNA from Pipistrellus kuhlii (Kuhl's pipistrelle), 2977 nucleotides. RefSeq names its product zinc finger RANBP2-type containing 2 (gene ZRANB2). Gene Ontology annotation, molecular function: lipopolysaccharide binding; RNA binding. The transcript is spliced from 11 exons. Bases 105 to 1064 code for a protein of 319 amino acids. Lineage: Eukaryota; Metazoa; Chordata; Mammalia; Chiroptera; Vespertilionidae. Gene Ontology annotation, biological process: RNA processing. The record is from RefSeq and is a predicted model, not a curated record.
GGCGGCGCGCGGGCAGCCCCGGCGAGCCCAAGGCCCCCGGCGCGUUUUCCUCCCGGUGAAGACGUAGCUGCGGGUGGCUGUGCUGGUGGCUGGCGGCGUCCAAGAUGUCGACCAAGAAUUUCCGAGUCAGUGACGGCGACUGGAUCUGCCCUGACAAAAAAUGUGGAAAUGUAAACUUUGCCAGAAGAACCAGCUGUAAUAGAUGUGGCCGGGAGAAAACAACUGAGGCUAAGAUGAUGAAAGCAGGGGGCACUGAAAUAGGAAAGACACUUGCAGAAAAGAGCCGAGGUCUAUUUAGUGCUAAUGACUGGCAGUGUAAAACUUGCAGUAAUGUGAAUUGGGCAAGAAGAUCAGAGUGUAACAUGUGUAAUACUCCAAAGUAUGCCAAGUUAGAAGAAAGAACAGGAUAUGGUGGCGGUUUUAAUGAAAGAGAAAAUGUUGAAUAUAUAGAAAGAGAAGAAUCUGAUGGCGAAUAUGAUGAGUUCGGACGUAAAAAGAAAAAAUACAGAGGGAAGGCAGUUGGUCCAGCAUCUAUUUUAAAGGAAGUUGAAGAUAAAGAAUCUGAGGGAGAAGAAGAGGAUGAGGAUGAAGAUCUUUCUAAAUAUAAAUUGGAUGAGGAUGAGGAUGAAGAUGAUGCUGAUCUUUCAAAAUAUAAUCUUGAUGCCAGUGAAGAAGAAGAUAGUAAUAAAAAGAAAUCUAAUAGACGAAGUCGCUCAAAGUCUCGAUCUUCACAUUCACGAUCUUCAUCACGCUCAUCCUCCCCCUCAAGUUCAAGGUCUAGGUCCAGGUCCCGUUCAGGAAGUUCUUCCAGUUCGCAGUCAAGAUCUCGUUCCAGUUCCAGAGAACAUUCGAGAUCUCGUGGGUCGAAAUCAAGAUCCAGCUCCAGAUCCCACAGGGGCUCUUCUUCCCCACGAAAAAGAUCUUAUUCAAGUUCAUCAUCUUCUCCUGAGAGGAACAGAAAGAGAAGUCGUUCUAGAUCUUCAUCUGGUGAUCGCAAAAAAAGACGAACAAGAUCACGGUCACCCGAAAGCCAGGUGAUUGGUGAAAACACUAAACAACCCUGAGUCCAGGGCCAACCCCUCGGAACACCACUACUUUACCCAGGCACCACAGGUCAUCUUCUGGAUCAUCCCAUUCUGGUUCCCGUUCAAGUUCAAAAAAGAAAUAAUGUAUUAAAAUUUACAUCUUAAAAAAAAAAAAAAAAAAUCCAGUACAGUGCAUGAAGCAUAUUUUUUAAGAAGUUGGUGUCUUACUUAGUCAAAAGUGCUAAGUCUUCUAGUAGAGGUGCAUGCCUUUCAUUGCUUUUCAGAACAAUACAGCUGUGUUUAUUUGUGAAAUUAAAAGUAAAUAGUAUUUUAAGCCAUAAUGUCCCAAAAUAGUUGCUCUAUUUAUCAUUCUUUAUUUACAGCUAUUUUCUUUAAACCAUCUCAUCUAUAACAAAGAACUUUGUUUCUUUUUGUUUUUACUUUGUUUCCUAAUUUGAACUCAUGUUUUUUUCAUUUCCAAAUAGGAAUUGUUUACUGACUUUUACCUUAGGCUUGCCUGAACUUUGGGUAUAGAGGCAAGACUGUGGUGAAGUAGUUGGAAAAAGUCUGUUUAUGUUAAUCUGAGAAAAGGAGUCAGCCUCUUUAUGUAACCUAUGUCAAAGUGAUUCUUCUCAGAAAAAAAUUAAACUAAUUGUAAAACAGCCAACUAGAAACAAUCUUAAGUUCCCUAUGUUAAGGGUGCCUUAGAAUCAUUGUCUGUCUUUUAUUCAAUUUUGCUUUUUGCACCACAUUUAAUGCAAAAAAAUCUUGUGAAUUGUAGGAGUAAGAUGUUCCAUAUUUCUCACUCUCUGACAUAAUUUUGAGCAAGAAUAUCUAAUACGUAGUACAUUUCUAAUCUGAUAUGGUUGUCUGAUGAGAAAAACAUCUUAUUUCAAAUGUUUAUCUUAAUACUUUAAGAAGCUUGUGUGAUGUCUUUAAAAAAUCCAUUUAUCACACAUGAUUGGUUAGACAAAGCUAAAUUAUAGUUAAUGAAGAAAGCUUCUGAAAUAUAGUUCUCUUUGGGUGAAAGACCAACAAAGACAUUAUUAAUUUAAGCAAAUCUUUGCUGUGAGGUGUUUAACUUUAAACACUUGAUAAAAUUUUCUUGAGUAAUAAAUGAAUAUUUAUUUCUGCACGAAACAAGCAGAAAUAAUGGUACCUGUUCACUUGAAAUUACUUAUGGCUUAAAAUACUUUGAGUUUGUUUUAUUUCUCAAAAUUGAAAUAUGGUCACGAGCUUUAUGGUGUCUUUUGGUUUAAAAACAAAAGGUUUCUCUCAACAGUAUCUUCAGUGACAAUGCAAGGUAAGUAUGCUAAGGAAAAUCAGCAGUUGUGCUUGAGGACUUUUUGUCAUGGGGAUCAAUACCCAUUAUUGUUCUGUUUUGGGGGGGUUUUUUUUUUGAACAGUAAUGUCUGCUGCAAUUAAAAACUAAAAUGCUUUAAAGUAUUUUAUAGACAGACCAAACAAAAUUAUAUUUGUUUCUUUAUUUUAAAAUAAGUGAUUUUUCUCUUCACUUGAUCUAAAGAUAAAAUCAAAUCUUAUGUAGAAAUAUUUUGAUAAUAUUUUUACAGUGAACUUGCCCCUUAUUUUUUUGUCUUAAUUUUGUUUCCUACAUUUACUGUAGUUUGCACAAGAACUUUUCUCUCUUGUAAUUGUGCCUCAGACUUCUUGAAAGUCCACCUCCUAAAAUGCCCAAAUGAUCUUUUAGAUUCUACAUGUUACUAUUGGUUUAUUCUUGUGCUUUCUGUAUUUAAACUUUGGCUGUACUAAGUAAAUGCAAGAUUAUAAAUUUAGCUAAUAGUUGUUUACAGACAAUUCAGAUGAUUAUGAUUUCAUUUGGUUUAACAAAGCUGUAGUAGUCCAUAAGGAAAUGAUGCUGUAGACAAAUGUAAAUAAAGCUUGUGAGUCAAGCAUCAAGUGGUGUUUGUUAGAAAUAAAUUAGAAUUUUUAAA